This is a messenger RNA of Drosophila serrata, 842 nucleotides long. RefSeq lists its product as uncharacterized. Lineage: Eukaryota; Metazoa; Arthropoda; Insecta; Diptera; Drosophilidae. The record is from RefSeq and is a predicted model, not a curated record. Gene Ontology annotation, biological process: spermatogenesis.
GUUAUCGGUUCGGUCACAUUGAUGUUAUAGUUAUUGUCAAAAUAAGAUAAAUAAACAAAAACACCAUGGGAGGUCCCGAAUUACCUACAGAUCCCGGCCACGAGAUAUUUCCAACCCCGGCGGUUGACCAUCCACAUAUUGGAACGCAGAGCGACGACGAUGAUGACGAAUCGGACGCAUACGAUGGUUACCAACCAUUGGCCAUGGAUGAAGCAGCAGACCCAGCGAUAGCCUCUGGGGAACCGGAGGUGGCCUCAGCUGCAGAUAAUGACGAAGAUAUCGACCUGAUGACGGCCCCAGUCACUCACGGCGAUCCGAAUAUGCCCCCGAUAGAGUCGGCGGAUGUCGAAAUCGAGCGGCAAGUGUGGAAUGAACCCAGGCCCAAAGAACUGCAAAUGGAGCUAGAUAAAGCGCGAACAGAACAGAUCCUUAAGGCCAUGUCCACCAUAACCCUGCCCAACAUUACGAUUCCGGAUUGGGCCAAAGGCGUACCCGAGGAGCGUUGGAAAGGUGAGCUGUUGGAUCGAAUUAACAACCGGCAACAGCAAUCAGAGGAUUCCUCGUCAGCGGACAAGCCCCAGCAUUCCAAAUCACAUAUAGUUUAGCGUGACAAUUUUGUUAUAUUAUAUUAAUCAAAAGUUUGCAAACUAGCCUUUCAGUUUCAGAACUAUCUCCUCGAAACUUGGCAUUAAGUAUUCUUUCUGUUGCGAAUAGUGUAUCCAUAUAUAUAGUAUAUAUAUAUAUAUAUGUAUAUAGUACAUCCAUAUACAUAUGUAUUUAUGUUGAGACAGGCGUGAUCAGGCCGCCCUAUCUUAUGAAUAAGAACGAUCGGAAAAAAAUCA